GCAAGACGUUCGACAUUACGUACGUCAGGCUGUUCUAUCACUCCCCAAGACCCGAGUCCUUCGCUAUCUUCAAACGCACCGACGACGAUAAGGAGUGGGUUCCUUAUCAGUACUACAGCGCCACCUGCCGCGACACCUACGGGAUCCCGGACUCGAACUACGUGCGGCGCGAGGACGAGACCCGCGCCCUCUGCACAUCCGAGUUCUCCGACAUCUCGCCCUUGACUGGAGGAAACGUCGCCUUUUCCACGCUGGAGGGGAGGCCGUCGGCGUACAACUUCGAGAAGAGCUCCGAGUUGCAGGACUGGGUGUCGGCCAAAGCCAUCCGCAUUGUGCUCGACCGCCUCAACACCUUCAGAGAUGAGGUCUUCGGUGAUCCUCGAGUACUCAAGUCCUACUUCUACGCCAUCACAGACUUCGCCGUCGGUGGCAGUUUCAAAGACAGUCCUUUGGCGCGUGUCCUAAAACUUCAGCCAAGACAAAAACUACCAGUAUGCAAGUGCAACGGCCACGCCUCGGAGUGCGUAGCCUCGACGGGACUCGGGGGCGAAGUGGAGCUGGUGUGUCGCUGCGAACACAACACGGCGGGCAACGACUGCAACGAGUGCUUGCCCUUUUAUAACGACGCUCCCUGGGCACGAGCCACGGCCACCGAUGCCCACGAGUGCAAGGAUGCUUCGGCAGUACAUGUGCCAAAAUUGAAUACCAGACCCCGAGUAGGUGGUGUUAGUGGAAGGUGUGUCGCCAGCGGGCAGAGAUGCAGUUAG
Penaeus indicus is the source of this 767-nucleotide messenger RNA. Its product is annotated as laminin subunit gamma-1-like. Lineage: Eukaryota; Metazoa; Arthropoda; Malacostraca; Decapoda; Penaeidae. Gene Ontology annotation, cellular component: basement membrane. The transcript has 8 exons. The record is from RefSeq and is a predicted model, not a curated record. The annotation marks the transcript as partial. Gene Ontology annotation, biological process: animal organ morphogenesis; substrate adhesion-dependent cell spreading; tissue development.